This is a messenger RNA of Racocetra fulgida, 488 nucleotides long. The record is from the annotation of a GenBank genome assembly. NCBI's taxonomy places the organism in Eukaryota, Fungi, Glomeromycota, Glomeromycetes, Diversisporales, Gigasporaceae.
AUUCCAUUUUAUCACAACAUCCAAAUAUUGAAAAUGCCGAAUCAACUCCAAUACCAAUACCUUCAAUACCUUCAUUAAAAUUAUCUCAACCUACUUCAUCAAUAUCUAAUAAAUUCCAAAUUCCAACUACAUUUACCGCACAUCGUCCCAACCCUGUAUCUAAUCCUAAUAACUCUUCAAAUGCGGAUGCUUUGUUACCUGUAGAAAAUACUUUUGUUGCUAAAAGUCAACCAACUACUGCUGCUACUACAACAAAUGUCAUGGCUUCUUCUUCAAUACAUUCGGAUAUCCCUCCUAAUGUAGUUAUUCCAAUGCCAAUGCCAUUUGGUAGUCCGCCAGGCAACGGUCUAUCAUUUCCAUUUAAUAAUGCUUCAUAUAACAGAUUAAUUGACGAAGCAAGAACGCAAUCUAUACCGCAGGGUGACAGUGGUGUGAAUGCUAUAUUACAACAGGCCCAAUCUCAAUUGGGUCGUGGUGGUAGGAGGUAA